ACUGCACUUGUGUGUGUGUUAAAAUUUGCCGAAAUUAUAGUCGCACGAAUAAAUUUAAUGCAGUUUUGUGAAAAUAUUCCACAAAUAUAAAAACAUAUUAACGGAAAACAAGUUAAAUCGUAGACUAAAACUUCGACUAUUUAGUUUAUCAGUGCAAAAAGAGUGGUAUGAAGUAAAACAUUUACGCAUUGUGAGUAACAAAAAAAGAAGAAAUUUAGCAGGAGCUCAUUGUGUAUAGUGCUCGUGCAAAAUGGAAAACGUCGUCGCCUUUAAUAAUGAGCUCUCAAGCCUCUAUGACCAAAAACCGCCUAUUUCCAAGGCCAAAAUGGCCGCCAUCACCAAAUCGGCUAUGCGAGCCAUCAAAUUCUAUAAGCAUGUGGUACAGAGUGUGGAAAAAUUUAUACUUAAAUGCAAACCGGAAUAUAAAGUUCCCGGUCUUUAUGUGAUUGAUUCCAUAGUACGCCAAUCACGGCAUCAAUUUGGACCCGAUAAAGAUGUUUUUGCGCCACGUUUUGCACGUAACAUUACAGAAACAUUUGCGAAUCUAUUUCGCUGUGCUCCCGAUGAUAAAAGUCGUAUUAUACGUGUGCUCAAUCUGUGGCAAAAGAAUAAUGUUUUUGCGCCGGAAGUCAUACAGCCAAUUUUUGAUUUGGCCGAUCCUAAUCAUCCAAUUUACCAAUUAGCGCCACCAGGCGCUGCUGGUGGCACGGCUGGUGAUAUCCCCUCUGGCGCUGCGAACGGUUUGAAUACUUCAUCUACCUCUAUGGAAAUAAACUUAAAUGCUUCGGGCUCCAGCGAUGAUAAGCAUGGAGGCAUGCCUGAUUUAUCGUUAAUGAGUCACGAGAAAGCACAGAAUGUGCUUGAUAAUAGUACAUUGCGACAACUAGAGCAUAUGCAACAAUAUCUAAAGCGUCAUAGUGCACCAGCGACCACCGUUAGUUCAACCAAGUCACGUGAAAUGCGAGAAUCACGAGAUAUGCGUGAGAUAAGAGAAUCCAGAGAGCUGCGUGAAAUGCGUGAUUCCCGGGAUUCACGCGAGCACCGUGAAUUGCGUGAAACACGUGAAAUUCGAGACAUACGUGAAGUACGUGACUCGCGUGAGUUGCGCGAUUCUCGUGUAGAUCGAGAUGCUCAUGAAUAUGCACGCCUGAUUGAUAGCGGCGCCAAUGCUUGCAUUGGCAGUAGCGGCCGGAAUCCUAAUAGUAGCGGAAAUGUUGGUGCAAGCAGCAGUAUAUUAUCAGGUGUUGGUGGUGGUGCCAAUAAGUUACAACAUGCUGAAACAUAUGCAAAGUAUUCGAAAACCACGCAUGAAGUCAUAAUCGAAGAUGAUGACGGUCCAGAAAAUACUAACUCACCGAAGCAUGCAUCUAAAAUAAUCGAUAACAACAACUUGCAGCAGCUGCUUAACGAUCCGAAUGUCUUACUCCAACUACAAACAUUACAAAAUUUUCAAAAAAUGAAGCAGCAAGAAGAGCAGCAAUACAAAAUGAACGAAAUGCGCAUGCAGGAGAAGGAAUUUGAAAAGCAUUUACAAACUGUGUUAAAGACACAAGCUGCUGUACAUGGCGUCACCGCUGAUUCGAAUGAAUUCAACAAAGAAGUGGAAUUCGUAUCAGUUGAGCAAAAAAUUGAGGUUAUCAAUUUGGAUGGCAACGAUUCACGCAGCCCCUCACCAUCCCACGACCGUGAUCGCUACAAGUCUUCUCGUCGUCGCAGCAGCCGCAGUCGUUCCCGCUCUCGUGAUCGUGGUCGCCGUCGGCGUUCGCGAUCUCGUUCGCGCAGCCGAUCACCACGCGGCUCUUAUAGGCGACGCGGCUCCUCACGCGAUCGUGAUCGUGAUCGUAGUGAACGCAGCAGUUUAAGGGAUAAGGAAAAGGAACGUGAACAUGAACGUGAACGUCGUAGGAAGGGAUUACCGGAUAUAAAGAAGGAGCAUUUGAGUGUUUGUAGUACUACACUUUGGGUUGGCCAUCUCUCAAAACUUGUCUACCAGGAGGAAUUAUCCGAUACAUUUGGCGCUUACGGCGAUAUCGUGAGCAUUGAUUUGAUUGUGCCGCGCGGUUGUGCAUUUAUAGUGAUGAAUAGACGUCAGGAUGCGCAUAAGGCUAUGCAAAAUUUGAAAAAUCACAAACUCCAGGGUCGUGCCAUCACUAUCUCUUGGGCCGCCGGUAAAGGUGUCAAAAGCAAAGAAUGGAAAGACUUUUGGGAUUUAGAAUUGGGUGUUACCUACAUCCCUUGGUCUAAAUUGGAUACCGAUACAGAUUUUGAUGCAUUAGAGGAAGGCGGUAUGUUUGAUGAGGACUCCAUGCCCGGCUGGGUGAAGGAUAAAAUUAAUCACAUGAAGAGUUUAAAGGAGAAAGCUGUAGAUAGUAUGGCCAAUAUGCCAACAGGUGCACCUCCGGCUGCAGCAGCUGGCAAUGCUGGUUUACUGUUUGGCAUCGAUACCACACAACCGCCACCUGGACCACCACCAGCAAGUGGUCCGCCACCAAAAAUGCCAAUAAUGCCUGUACAAUUUCCAAUGGCGCCUCCGAUGGGCGGUCCCCCGCGCAUGCUCGGUCCCAUGGGUCCGAUGCCCAUCGCCGGUAUACCCAUGCCGCCGAACAUGGUACCCGGCAUGCCACCACCACAUCCAAUGAUGAUGCCAGCAGGCAUAAUGCCACAAGGUUUUCCACCCAUACCGGGUCAGAUAACUGGAGGUAAUGGACCACCACCUGGUAUGGGGCCGCCGAUGGGAAUGCCACCGCCAGGCGGGCCAGGUCCUUAUCAUCCACCACCGAAUGCAAUAGCAAUAGCAGGCAUUGUUCCGCCACCGGUGGCAGCCAAUGCCUCAAGUAGCGACGACCAAAUGGACAUUGAAAUGGAUGAAGAGGACGGCCCGAGCUCUGCAAAUAUACCAACACCAGUGAGUGCGCCCUCAAUAAAUUUUAACCAACCACCACCAAUGUUUACCGGUCCAGGUGGUGCUCCCGGUGCCGAUAAUAGUGUUGGUGAUAUCUUUAGUCGCGAUCGAAAUCGGGAACGUGGUGCCGCUGGUGGAAGUAGCCGCUGGAGCGAACGAGGUGGUGCCCGUGAAGAGGUAGAUUUAGUAGAAGCCGCGAAGAGAUGGCGUGAAAAUGGCGGACAGUCUAAUUUUAAUGAAGGUGGCAGUAUGGGUGGAGGUCCACCAAACUUUAACGAUGGUGGCAUGGGUGGACCACCGAAUUUCAACGAGGGAGGUAUGGGUGGUGGACCACCUAAUUUCAAUGAGGGUGGUAUGGGUGGUGGACCACCUAAUUUCAAUGAGGGUGGUAUUGGUGGCGGACCACCUAAUUUUAACGAUGGCGGACGUGGUGGUAGAGGCGGCGGGCCAAUGAACAUACAAGCGCUUGAUAUAAACAAUCCACCACAUCGUCCUGAUUUUAUGAAUGAUUUUGAUGGUCGUGGGGGACCGCGCGGGGGUCCGGGUGGACCACGUGGGGGCGGCAAUCACAACGGUGACUUCUUUCCCAAUAUGCAGAAUCGUUUCAAUCAGCCAACCAGUCUUAUGCAAAUGCGUAUACCACCGCCGAACGCGUUUAACCAACGUAUGGGUGGACCCGCUGGCGGACCCAUGUUCAUGCGUGGUGGUCAUGGCGGACCAGGAGGCGGUCCUGGUCAAGCUCAAGCUCCAGGAAGGCAAGGUUUCUUCAAUCCGCGUAACCCGUUUGACCGUGAUGUGCCCGGCGGUCGUGGUGGUAGAGGUGGCCGAGGUGGUCGUGGCGGUGGUCGCGGCGGCGGCAACAUGGGUGGUCACGGUGCGCCAGGUAGCUGGAGCGACGAAGAAGGCGAUGAUGGCAACAUGUUUAAGCGUCGUGGACUUGGUGGUCCAGGUGGUAACCGCUUCCGCGAUCGCGAUGGGCCCGAAGAAUGGCAUGGACGCGGUGGUCCUGGUGGCAAUCGUAGAGGCGGAGGUCGUGACCGUUCCGAACGUGGCGAUCACCGCGAUAACGAACGAGGUGACCGUGACCGCAGUCGAGGUGCAGACAGACGUAACUCACGCGACGAAUCUCGUGAAUCAACAAAAUCAAAUUCCAAAUUUAAGGACACUGAAGACGAUUGGGAUCUAGAGUUAGAGGAAUACAAACCAGAAAGCACAGCAAAGCAAUCAGCGAGAGAUGCUAAUAAUAGUAAGAUAGUGAAGAACAAAGAAGACAAUGUUGAGACCACAGCCAAGAAGUCUAAUGAAGAUAUUGAAGAAGUGCAAAAGAACGAGCCCACUACUUUAAAUGUGGUGGAAGGGCCAGCAUUGACGGAACCGAAACAAGAAUUGCCACCAGUCGAAAGAGAGUCACAUGAUACGCCUCAAUCACAGCCAGCAAAAGAAGAUGCCGCACCCGAGCCAGCACCUGCCCCCGCACCAGAAGCGCCAGCGCCUUCUAUUUCACAAACGGUUGAUGAAAGCAAUAAAAAAUUGGAGCCAGCGCCAGAAAUGCCUGUAGUAGAGAAAGUGGCAAGCAAUGAAGGAGACGCCGCAACGCAAUCAACGGGCGGGGAGGCGGAAAAGCCAAGUGAAUAAGAUUAGGGCAUUAUGUUGUUAAGCAAGGGUGAACAGAGAACAAACUCACGUACAUAUUAAAUGUUAGCAAAACAAUUAUUAUAAUAAUUUUAUGAAACAUGCAUAAAUCUUAAAGAAAGUUAUAUAAAAAAUAGACAAAUAAUACUUUUUUGCUUCAUUUGUAAAAUGAGUAUAGCAAGUUUUAUUAUUAUUAUUAUUAUUUUACUUAUUACUACUUUGAAGCCUGAGUUUUACCAUAUGAAAAAAAGAAUUUUUUUUUGUAUAAAGGUUACUGAAGUCACAAGCCGCGCGAAGACUAGAAAAAAAUACGAUUAUAUUUCUGUAGAAACAGAAAUUUACGUAGACGAUUCAGUCAGCUAAUAUAUGUUAAAUGUUACUUUUUGUUUUUAUUUUACGCGGUAUAACCUAAAAGCGGGGAGUAGAAUUUUUAACACAAAUCCAACCAUGAAGACAAACUUAAAAUUCCAUACAUACUAUAAACCAAAUUGAAACAAUUAUUUAAUGGGUACUACUACCUAUUGGGUAGACAAAACCCCCAUAAACAGAUUAUUCCCAAAAAAAAACUAGUAAAAAUAAAGUUUUGUUAUAUAUAAAGUUUCCAUUGCUUCAAAGCUUAGCUUAGGAAACAACUAUCUACGUUAGAAACAACAAAAUAUUUAAUUUUACUUAAAUGUUUUGAUUUGAAACACAAAUACAAGAUCACUUAUCACGCUGACAAUUGAUGAGAAAGAAGAGCGCUUAAAAUAAAAGCCCAACAAUCGAGCAAAUCCGGUUCGAUUCCAAAUUGAUUAUAGAUUUAAAUUUUGAACAAUAUAUCACAUUAUCAUACAAAAAAUAUGAAGCGAAACUAAGAACUAGUAUAUACAUAUGUAUAACCAUUUAGAUUACUGCAAAUUAUCGUAUAUGUAAUACAGAUAACAUUUGAUGAAAUAAAUAUACAAAUGAAAAUGG
This is a messenger RNA of Ceratitis capitata (Mediterranean fruit fly), 5488 nucleotides long. It is a transcript of the gene Isha, whose product is annotated as protein SCAF8. Gene Ontology annotation, molecular function: RNA binding. The record is from RefSeq and is a predicted model, not a curated record. Bases 251 to 4537 code for a protein of 1428 amino acids. Gene Ontology annotation, cellular component: nucleus. NCBI's taxonomy places the organism in Eukaryota, Metazoa, Arthropoda, Insecta, Diptera, Tephritidae. The transcript is spliced from 9 exons.